Molecule: messenger RNA, 3274 nt
Organism: Astyanax mexicanus (Mexican tetra)
Lineage: Eukaryota; Metazoa; Chordata; Actinopteri; Characiformes; Acestrorhamphidae
Product: netrin-3-like
Exons: 7
Coding region: 451-2280 (609 amino acids)
Molecular function (GO): protein binding
Source: RefSeq, a predicted model, not a curated record
AGGUGGGUCUUUGAGAGAGCUGGAUGGAGCUGAGAGAGCAGAAGCAGUGGAAUAUAUGCGAGAGUGCUGAGAGGAUUUAACUGAGAAUGAGAGAGCGCGAGAGAGAGUGUGCGAGAGAAAGAGAGAGAGAGAAUGAGAGAGUAUAUGAGUGAAUGAGUCUGUUUGAGAGUGUGGGCUUUUUUUGGAUAAGCUUCUGGAUUCCGAAACUCGUGCAGACUGGGCGGACACCCUGGCGAGGAGCACCGGGCAUCAGUUCUCAUUUUUCUCCUGGGCAGAUCCUGCCCAAGAUGUCCUCAUGUAGACACAACACCCAUCCGCGAGACCCUGCCCUCGUGACGGACCCUGCUCAGUAAAGAGGCUCCACGGUUGGAUUUGUUUAUUUCCUGUUCUUUACUUCCCGUUCAGACUUCGCCCCUCCCUUUAUUUCUCGUUUCCCAGCCCUCUGCCAGCAUGACAGACCUCUACACAUUCCUGCUCAUCUACUCACUGGUAGGCAUGUCUCUGAACCUUCCUGAGAACUCUAACCCAUUCUCUGGCCAACAGGCCCCACCCCCUGAUCCCUGCUACGAGGACACAGGCUCCGCCCGCCGCUGUAUCCCAGAAUUUGUGAACGCCGCAUUCGGACAGGAAGUGGUUGCGUCGAGCGUGUGCGGAAGCCCUACUUCGCGCCACUGUGGUGUCAUCGAGCGCGAACAGCGUCCCCCGGUGCGCUCCUGUAGCACCUGCGACGCCUCAGAUCCUCGGCUUGCCCACCCCGCCUCCUACCUCACUGACCUUAACUCUGCACACAACCUGACCUGCUGGGUGUCAGAAAACUUGCAGGGGGCACCACUGAACGUGACUCUUACACUUUCGCUGGGCAAGAAAUUUGAGAUCACGUACGUCAGCCUCCAGUUCUGUUCUCCACGGCCAGAUUCCAUGGCCAUCUACAAGAGCAUGGACUACGGCCGCAGCUGGACGCCCUUUCAGUUUUACUCCUCCCAGUGCAGACGGGUUUACAACCGGCCCAACAGAGCCGUGAUCACCAAACAAAACGAACAGGAGCCACUGUGCACAGACAGCCACACCGACCCGUCGCCACAGAGCAGUGCAAUUAUCGCUUUCAGCACGUUGGACGGACGUCCGUCAGGAAAAGACUUCGACUCCAGCCCGGUUCUGCAGGACUGGGUGACCGUCACAGACAUCCGGGUGGUGUUAAGCCGUCCACAAACGCCCAGAGAACUGCCCGGCAGAGAGGGACACGACCCUUUCGGUACACCUGGGGUGAUGUCAUCAUACUACUAUGCUGUGUCUGACUUCCAGGUGGGGGGCAGGUGCAAGUGUAAUGGCCACGCCUCCCGGUGCAUAAGAGAAAAAGACGGGAAGACUGUGUGCGACUGCAAACACAACACAGAGGGUCCGGAGUGCGACCGUUGUAAACCCUUCCACUACGACCGGCCCUGGCAGCGCGCCAACGCCCGCGAAGCCAAUGAGUGCAUGCCCUGUAGGUGUAACUUGCACGCCCGGCGCUGCAGGUUUAAUAUGGAGUUGUUUAAGCUCUCUGGACGGAGGAGUGGAGGAGUUUGUAUGAACUGCAGACACAACACUGCCGGCCGACACUGCCACUACUGUAAAGAGGGAUACUACAGAGACAUGAGCCGACCAAUCACACACCGGAAAGCGUGCAAAGCGUGUGACUGCCACCCGGUGGGCGCUGCAGGAAAGACGUGUAAUCAGACGACGGGUCAGUGCCCGUGUAAAGACGGCGUGACCGGGAUCACCUGCAACCGCUGCGCUAAGGGCUACCAGCAGAGCCGCUCACCUGUAGCUCCCUGCAUCAAGAUUCCUGUGAUUAACCCCACAGCAGUGAUCAGCAGCACUGAGGGACCUGCAGACUGUGAGUCCUACUGUAAACCACCUAAAGGAAACCUGAAGAUCAACAUGAAGAAAUACUGCAAGAAAGACUACGCUGUGCUGGUGAGCGUGCUGGACAUGGAGACGGUUGGGGACUGGGCAAAGUUUGCGGUGAGCCUGGUGUCGGUGUAUAAGAGCAGGGAGCCGCUGAAGAGAGGCGAGAACCUGCUGUGGGUCCACAUGAAGGACCUGGCCUGCAAGUGUCCUCGGAUACACAUGGGCAAGCGCUUCCUCAUACUGGGCUCCACAGAGGGCGGGGCCAGCCCGGAGGGGGCGGGGCUGGUGGCCGAUAAAAACAGUCUGGUCAUCCAGUGGCGGGACAUCUGGACACGGCGCCUCCGCAAGUUCCAGCGCAAGGAGAAGAAGGGCAAGUGCAGCAACGCGUGAUCUGACGCGACGGCGCACGCCCCCGCUGCGUGACCCUACUGACCUUACUGACCUCAUAUGGGGGGGUCACAUGUGGACUGUUGGUCAGCCUUGUGAAGGGACCAUAAAAAAAGGACAAUAAAGACUGGUGCAGAAACCACUAGUAACAGAUACACACACUUACAUUACACCUACACACACACACACAAAAGUGAGACAUGAACCACUACCCAUCUCCAGUCUGGAGGGCAGUAACGAGGUCUGUUUUUAAUCCUGAGAGGAAUCUUCAGUUCUGUGUUAAAGAAUCAAUGGUUGUAAUGAGUUCUGAUCUAAACACAAACAAUAAACACCUGGUUCUGUCUGAGGCAGAAAUGUAAAUGAUUACAGGUGUGGUCUAAAUAGACACUGGGUCUUACCACAAGAGGGUGUAAAAGAGCUUCCACUGCUGCCCUAUAAUAAGUCUCUCUGAUGCUCAGAGGUGGGUAGUGUACCUCUUGGUGAGAGAUCACUGUCAGACAGGCCUCUAUGACGCACUCAGACAUAACAGGACUCAGAGCUCAUAACAGGACAUUCAUUAAAAACAAUCUGUUAUCCAUCCUCUGUUCCCUUCGUCUGCAGUAAUGUGUAAAUUAAAAACUGGGCCACUGCUCAGAGACUGUGUUGUCUUUAGACACAAAACCAGGUUCUGUUUGGGAUCUGAUGAUGGUCAGGUUUGCGUUUGGAGUCUCAUGUUAAAGCUUCAAUCCUGCCUUUGACCUGGACUGAGGAGUUCACACUGUAAACUGCAGGUGUGAUUGAUGAUCUGAGGAUCAUCUCAUACAGUGAGAGUCAGUCACUCCUAGUAGUGAUAGGAGGAACAGUGAUCUCAGUGAUCUGUGCAGAACAUCCUGCAGAUCCAUGUGUUGCUGCCUCUCACACCGAACUUCCAACUGAUAGCAGCAUUUUCCACAGGGUACUAUAGCUUCCUUUCUGUUGCAGUAGAGUUUUCACCAAUAAACUUAUUCUUUCACUCUAA